ACGUAUCGGCGUCUCAUAUGCCUGUGGGUAUUCGAGAACGUCAGGUUACGAAUUUGCAUGGCUUGUAGUAGCAUGAGGGAACUCCGACGCUGAUUUUCCGGUUGUCUUUUAUAAGUGUCUAUACUGUAUUUAUACUAAGAUAAACUACAACACAUAAAUAUUUAAUCUCAUAAUAUAUCAUCAUGGACAUAAGACCAAAUAAUACUAUAUAUAUAAAUAAUUUAAAUGAAAAAAUUAAGAAGGAUGAAUUGAAAAAAUCUUUAUACGCUAUAUUUUCACAAUUUGGUCAGAUUUUAGACAUCGUAGCUCUAAAGACUCUAAAAAUGCGAGGUCAAGCUUUUGUUAUAUUCAAGGAAAUUGCCAGUGCAACAAACGCCCUUAGGUCUAUGCAAGGUUUUCCAUUUUACGACAAACCAAUGCGAAUAAAUUACUCAAAGACAGAUAGUGAUAUAAUUGCAAAAAUGAAAGGUACGUUUAGAGAGAGGCCCAAAAAACCAAAGAGAAUUAUACCAGCUGCCGAUGAAGAGGCAAGAAAAGCUAAAAAGAGAGCCAAAGAGCAAGCAAAACAACAACAGAUGGGUUAUGCAUCCGGUGCGCCUCAACAUAUGGGUCUAUCGAACGCAGCUGUACCCGAGCAACCUCCGAAUCAAAUUCUUUUCCUUACUAAUUUACCAGACGAAACGAGUGAAAUGAUGUUAUCAAUGUUGUUUAAUCAAUUCCCCGGUUUCAAGGAAGUACGUUUAGUUCCAAAUCGACACGACAUUGCUUUUGUAGAAUUUGAAAACGAAGUGCAGUCUGGUGCAGCUAAAGAUGCUCUUCAAGGUUUCAAAAUCACGCAAUCUCAUGCCAUGAAAAUAUCAUUCGCUAAGAAAUAAUUAUUUGCAGUUCAUAAUUUUAUACUUUAUAAAGUGAAAUGAAUUUUUUUUAAAGCAAUAGUGAUCAUGAAAUAUUUAAUUUCGAUAAUGAACUUUUGUUACUAUGAAUUGACAAAAGUAAUUUUAUACGGUAUGUUUCAUGAACCGGAAGGAUAAUAAAAAGUACUUUAGUCGAUAAUUAAAAGAAACUAUUAGCCAACUAUAUAAAUUUGUUACUGAACAAAAUUUUGUAAAAUGUACAAUUCAAUCAUCUGCUGCCAAUGGUAAAACAAAAUCUU
This is a messenger RNA of Ceratosolen solmsi marchali, 1153 nucleotides long. It is a transcript of the gene snf, whose product is annotated as U1 small nuclear ribonucleoprotein A snf. The record is from RefSeq and is a predicted model, not a curated record. The transcript has 3 exons. Bases 183 to 875 code for a protein of 230 amino acids. NCBI's taxonomy places the organism in Eukaryota, Metazoa, Arthropoda, Insecta, Hymenoptera, Agaonidae. Gene Ontology annotation, molecular function: RNA binding.